CUUCCAAUUCCAUCGAUUAGCAUAUGCGGGAAAUAAAAUCGCCCACUACCACACACUGCCAUUUCGAUCUCUCCUCCAAUCAAAUCUCGAAAAGACUCAUCCCCGCCUUGGAAUCCAGAAUACCCACUAGAAUUUUAGGAGAAUCAAUCAAAAAUCCCUUCCAAGAAAAGUGAAUCAAGAAAGAUAUGCCGUCGUUGGAAGACGAAUUGUUUCCGUCCACGCCUGGUAAGUUCAAGAUCGAGAGGGCUCAUGCCAUGAAUCGCCAAUUCCAUCGGUGUUUCGCUUCUACAAGCACUAUGUUCUUGUGGGCUCUCUUCUUGAUCGCACUCACCGUUUCUUAUCUUAGUUUCCAGAGCUUUGUCGAUUCUGGCAGCCAGUAUUUCGCUGCUUCUUGGGGAGGAAUUCAGUGGGAGAAGCAGGUGCGCAACUCUGCCCAGAUCCAUCGGUCUGGCGGCAUGGCCGUACUAGUCACCGGUGCUGCUGGUUUCGUUGGUUCGCACGUAUCUCUGCAACUAAAGAAACGCGGAGACGGCGUUGUUGGGCUUGACAAUUUCAACAAUUACUAUGAUCCGUCGCUCAAGAAGGCUCGCAAAACGCAACUCGACAACCACGGAAUCUUUGUCGUGGAAGGGGAUGUGAAUGACGCACGGCUCCUCGCCAAGCUUUUCGACGUCGUGGCGUUCACUCACGUGAUGCAUUUGGCGGCCCAAGCCGGAGUCAGGUACGCUCUGGAGAACCCACACUCUUAUGUCCACAGCAACAUAGCCGGGCUUGUCACGCUUCUUGAGGCUUGCAAAUCGGCUAAUCCUCAGCCGUCUAUCGUCUGGGCUUCUUCAAGCUCCGUUUACGGCUUAAACGAGAAGGUCCCUUUCUCAGAAGCUGAUCGGACGGACCAGCCCGCGAGUCUCUAUGCGGCUACGAAAAAGGCAGGUGAAGAAAUCACGCACACGUAUAACCACAUUUACGGGUUGUCAAUUACCGGAUUGAGGUUUUUCACCGUUUACGGUCCAUGGGGUAGACCCGACAUGGCCUACUUUUCUUUCACCCGGAAUAUCUUGCAAGGGAAGCCAAUCACAGUAUAUCGGGGCAAGGACCGGGUCGACUUGGCCAGGGAUUUUACAUACAUUGAUGAUAUAGUGAAGGGUUGUUUGGGGUCUUUGGAUACAGCGGGGAAGAGUACCGGUUCGGGUGGUACGAAAACGGGUCCUGCACAGUACCGGAUCUUUAACUUGGGCAAUACGUCUCCGGUGACCGUACCGACACUGGUGAGUAUCCUUGAGAGGCACUUGAAGACGAAAGCAAAGAAGCGGAUCGUGGACAUGCCUGGAAAUGGUGAUGUGCCGUUCACGCAUGCGAACAUCAGCUUGGCCCGAAGAGAACUCGGGUACAAACCCACAACCGAUUUGAAUACCGGGUUGAGAAAGUUUGUUAAGUGGUACCUAUCUUACUACGGCUACAAUCCCGGCAAGGCUGUCAAUUAAAUUUCUUUACUUUUUUGGUCAAAAAAAAAUCUGUGGAUUUUCUUUUUCAAACAAAAAAGAAAAAGAAGAAAAUUGAGAUAAAAAGGAAAUUCCGUCCGGGGGCAAAAAAAAAAGGAUACAUGAUAUUCUUUUCCCCGGGGUGCAGUCAAAAGACAAAACGGCUGAGUCCUCUGUCGUUUUGUUGUUCCUUUUUAUUUCUUUUUUGUGCAAGUAAAGACGACUUCCAAGUUUUUUGAUGUUAUUUUUGGUAAAUAAUUUUUCAGUUUUUUACUUU
Molecule: messenger RNA, 1755 nt
Organism: Tripterygium wilfordii
Lineage: Eukaryota; Viridiplantae; Streptophyta; Magnoliopsida; Celastrales; Celastraceae
Product: UDP-glucuronate 4-epimerase 1-like
Exons: 1
Coding region: 186-1481 (431 amino acids)
Source: RefSeq, a predicted model, not a curated record